GUCGGGGGGUCGCACGCGCCUCGAUCAAUGCAAGAAUCCCACUACCGCUCCGCUAGGUCGCAGUAGCUUGGUUUAAACGUAGGGGAGACAAUUACGCUGACCCAACUUUGGAGAAUGAACCAGCUCGUCCAGGCUAUUCUGUCGCCAACCGUAUGCCCACCGUACGAUUGAGCUAAAACAUUCUUUGGCAUUACGUGGGAUCCUGGCAAGGCGGAUGUUGAGAGCUUCAUCCCAAGAUUUCCCCCAAUUCAACCGACCCUUGUCAGAACCGGAUUUUUAUUUCCGCUGCUUCUUUUUUUGGGUUGCCGCUAUCUGAUAUAGCUGCCACGAAAAGAGGCCUCGGAUAACGUACGGGCUGGUAUACCCGUAGCAUUGCGUGGAAAUGGCAUCACUCCUGCGCCAGAUCGUCGCGGGACCAAGAGCCAGACAUGAAGAAACAGGCCUCGAUCUGUGCUACGUGACGUCCAACAUCAUAGCAACCUCCGGCCCCUCACAGACGUACCCCCAACGAGCAUACCGCAACCCGCUCGACCGACUCGUCGCGUUCCUCGACAAGCAGCAUGGCGACAAUUGGGCCAUCUGGGAGUUCCGCGGCGAGGGAACCGGGUACCCAGACGAGGCCGUGUACGGCCGCAUCCGGCACUACCCGUGGCCCGACCACCACCCGCCGCCCUUUCGCCUCGUGCCCAUGAUCAUGGCGUCGAUGCGCUCCUGGCUGGCCGGCGAGGACCUGCAUGGCACCGGGGUAGCGGCUGGUAAAAACGAUAAGGCUGUUGCCAAGAACGGGAACGACGGGCCGGUUGAUGCCGAUGCCGACGCUGGGAACGGCAGGGUGGCGGUCGUGCACUGCAAGGCCGGCAAGGGCAGGUCCGGAUCCAUGGCCUGCAGCUUCCUCAUCUCGGAGCGCGGGUGGACGCCCGAGGCGGCGCUCGCGCGUUUCACGGAGCGGCGGAUGAGGCCCAAGUUCGGCGCCGGCGUGUCCAUCCCCUCGCAGCUCCGCUGGAUCAGCUACGUCGACCGGUGGACCAAGACGGGGAAGAAGUACGUCGACCGCCGGUUCGAGAUUGUGGAAAUCCACGCCUGGGGUCUGAGGUCCGGGGUCAAGAUGUCGGUCGAGAUCUUCGCCGAAGAAGGGCGCAGGAUCGAGGUGCUGCAUACCUUCACCAGGGAUGAGAGGGUCAUUGUCGAGGGGGAGACUCCCAGGUCGGGUGGGGUGUCGGAGGUGGUACCGGAUCUGACAAAGAUGGCAGCGGCAGAGGCUAUUUCUACCACUGGCGACAAGACGGACUAUGAAGAAGUUGUGGGGGAUUCUUCAGUGCCCAAGAUCAAGAAUGCCGCUACCGAUUCUGACAUUGUCGAUGGUGCGAAGAGCAAAUCGAAAAGCCCAAAGGAUUCUUUGAUGCGAAGGCUAUCGAAACGGCCUGAUAAAAGCCCGGCACGGUCAGAGACGGCCACGACGAUUGGGGCAGAGAACGGAGCAUCGUCUUCGGCCGCAUCCCUGCCAGCCGAAGUCUCGGGAGGUUCCAAGCUAGCACCUGCCGCGAAGCCGCCAUCGUCGCUGACGGCGAGCAACACGCCGUCUCAGCUGUCGCUCAACCAGGGGUCUACAUCAUCCCCCGCUGAGAAGGAGCCCGGCGGCAUGGCGGUCAUCUUCAAGCCGCGCGAGCCGAUCGUGGUGUCCAACGGCGACGUAAACAUCUCGCUCGAGCGACGUAACCGGGCCCCGGCGUCAAUGGGCCUGACCAUGGUGACGGCGGUCGCACACGUCUGGUUCAACGUGUUCUUUGAGGGCAACGGGCCCGAGCAGGAUGGAAAGUCGGACGACAGCGGCGUGUUCGAGAUUGAGUGGGACAAGAUGGACGGCAUCAAGGGCAGCAGCAGAAAGGGGGUCCGCGGGCUGGACAGGAUCGCCGUGGUGUGGCGGUGCGUGGACGACGCGGCCGAGAAGGCGCAGGGCAAGGGCGUGGAGAUUGUCGAGCCGGGGGUGGGCGAGGAGGUGCCGCAGAUGCCUGCCGCCGACUGGAAGGGCCACAACAUGGAAGAUCCCAGCGCCUCGAAGAACCUGGGCCUGAGGGCGACGGACCCGGACAGCGAGAACGUCAGCAAGGCCAGCAGCAUCAAGAGCAUGACGGUAGGGGGCGAGGACAAGGACGACAAGGAGGACUCGGACCUGUUCAGCGGCGUCAAGGCGAGCGGGCCGGGAGGGGAGGAUCUCGACAAGGACAAGGUGGCCGCGGCGGACGAUGCGGCCAAGACGGAGGCGGAGAAGAACGACGUGACCGGGAGGAAACCAGAGCAAGCAAAGCCGGACGACGGACUGGCUGACGCGACGGCCCAGAAGGGGUUUAUUGUUGAUUGAGGAGAGCGUGUGACGUUAGAUGGGUUGCUGCAUAUAUACGCAAGUUAGACAGCCUUGUUUUGGUACUGCGGAGCAUUUUUGUUUGUUGGAUUUCUGAUGCUACAAUUACAUGCAGCUGCGGAAAUGGUUUUCUUUUUCUCCAGGCUCCUUUUCCUCCGCGCUUAACACUUCAAGCCGGAAUCCUGACCCACGCCGCUGAGCUGUAGAUGUAGCAGCGGUUUUUAUUAGUGGCCGUUGCACACACGAGUUUACAAUGUAAUCUUGCAAGCUACAGCCCUAGGCUUGCGUGUGGUGAAGAGGCAUGUCACGGUACGGGCCAUCGUUUGUUAGCAAUGACUUUGGUUCGUUGUUGACCGUGCGGCUUUCUUUUUUCUGUCUGGGCAAGUGUGACCUCAACCUACUGAGUGGGUCGUAGUAUUGGUGAGACUACUAGCGGCGGUUUGACAACGCUGGGUUUUUUGGCUUGCUUUGACUUUUCAAGUGUGGAGAUUUAGAAAUCUAAGCUUAGACACAAGAGUCACUGUAAGUAAAUAAGAGGCGAAAGAGUGAUUGUGGUGGUCCUUCCACUCCAGACUGUUUUUCAUACUUCAAGUCCG
This is a messenger RNA of Pyricularia oryzae 70-15, 2955 nucleotides long. RefSeq names its product phosphoinositide 3-phosphate phosphatase. Gene Ontology annotation, cellular component: nucleus; cell projection; cytosol. NCBI's taxonomy places the organism in Eukaryota, Fungi, Ascomycota, Sordariomycetes, Magnaporthales, Pyriculariaceae. Gene Ontology annotation, molecular function: protein tyrosine phosphatase activity; phosphatidylinositol-3,4,5-trisphosphate 3-phosphatase activity. The coding region runs from base 383 to 2359 and encodes 658 amino acids. Gene Ontology annotation, biological process: negative regulation of cell population proliferation; cell motility; protein dephosphorylation. The record is from RefSeq and is a predicted model, not a curated record. The transcript has 2 exons.